CCAACUUCCGCCCCCGAUAAACAACAUCUUCGGUCCAUGAUCGGGACAUUGGGCAAAAAAUUCCUCCUCAAAAUGCGAUGAAAGUUGCACGCGGGGUCUUCUAGCGACCCUGACGAACGAUGCACCGCCCACCCGAACCCCACCUUAGCUUCACCAUCCCUUCCAUCCACGACGAUACCACACUUGAUUGCCGCAUAUAUCAUCCAGAAGAUGUAUCGAACCCGCAGAUUAAAGGGUCCGAGGACUCAAGACCAUGGAGGACAAAAGGAAUUGUAAUGGCACAUCCUUACGCGCCGAUGGGGGGAAGCUACGAUGAUCGUGUUGUGGGCAUCGUCGUUGAAGAAUCCCUCUCGCUAGGAUAUUUUGUAGGGACUUUCAACUUCAGAGGGGCCCAUGGCUCCAAAGGUCGCACAUCCUGGACUGGGAAGCCUGAGCUGAACGACUACAUUUCCUUUGCGGCAUUUUUUAUACACUACCUCUCCUACCUAAAUCUAUUCCCCUCAUCAGACGCGAAUUUCAUGCCAGAUCAAUCUCCAAUAUCUCCACCAUCACAGAAUCAGGGUGGCCUGUCGAGAACAUCAACGAAGGAAAAGCCCUUAGUGAUAUUAGGCGGCUACUCCUACGGAUCCCUAAUCCUCAGGCAUCUCCCACCCAUUCUCCCUCUCCUACAGUCUUUCUCCAUGCCUCUCGACGGCACCGCCACAUCCGAAAUACUCCUUCGUGCACGUAAAUUGGCGGACCAGAGUAACCAAGAGUGGAUAAACCUCGCCCGGGACCGCUUGCGACAGAACAGCCCCCAAAAGGGCAAAGGCCACGAAAACAAGCUCUCCGUGACAAUCGGUGGUGAGGAAACAAGUCCGGAUGUCAGGAGAAGCAGUCGAGAAAUCCGACGGAGCAUGGAAGGAAGUCGAAGUCUGGAUUUAGGGCGGAGGAUGCGGAGUUUGAGUCAUCGGCGACUGAUACGACCUCAAACCCCGCCUGAUGAUCCUAAGGUAAAGCAGGGCCGACUGGAGAUUGAAGUGCCCGAUGCACGAUAUCUGCUAAUCUCUCCCCUUGUGCCGCCAUUGUCGACUCUAGCAGCCACGGGGCUAGGUCAUAAGUUCUGGAAUGGGACCCUGGGGAGCCAUCACGAAACGCUAGUCCAUAAUCCCACUUUGGCUAUCUAUGGAGAUCAAGAUGGAUUCGCGUCAGCGAAGAAAGUCCAGCAAUGGACUAAGAAACUGUGCGUAGUUCUAGGCACGAAAUUCUCAUUCGUGGAGGUUGCUGGUGCGGGGCAUUUUUGGCAUGAGCCUGGCGUUGAAAGGCAACUUCGAGAUACACUGAAAGCAUGGGAGCGAGGUAAGGUGAAGGGAUGGGAGGGUGCGCUAGGUCAUACAGACCUGAAUUAAGAUACACAAUUUAGUGGAUGAAAUCUAUCAGACAUAGUUGAAGUGUUG
Molecule: messenger RNA, 1436 nt
Organism: Lindgomyces ingoldianus
Lineage: Eukaryota; Fungi; Ascomycota; Dothideomycetes; Pleosporales; Lindgomycetaceae
Exons: 2
Coding region: 120-1388 (422 amino acids)
Source: RefSeq, a predicted model, not a curated record